Juglans microcarpa x Juglans regia is the source of this 1138-nucleotide messenger RNA. RefSeq names its product glycolipid transfer protein 1-like. Gene Ontology annotation, biological process: intermembrane lipid transfer; ceramide transport. Bases 410 to 1018 code for a protein of 202 amino acids. NCBI's taxonomy places the organism in Eukaryota, Viridiplantae, Streptophyta, Magnoliopsida, Fagales, Juglandaceae. Gene Ontology annotation, molecular function: ceramide 1-phosphate binding; ceramide 1-phosphate transfer activity. The transcript is spliced from 8 exons. The record is from RefSeq and is a predicted model, not a curated record. Gene Ontology annotation, cellular component: cytoplasm; membrane; cytosol.
GAAGAAACGCCUAGUAAUUCGUUGGACACGGACGCAAACGGAGUCACCGACGGGAGCCGUUUCUCGCUUCCUCCGAUUGCAAUUAGUAAAGUGCAGCGUUAAAUCGCGUCCCACCAAAAAAAGAAAAAAGCUCAAUCGUUAACGGAUCGAAUCUGAUACGUUGUCGAUCGGUCAGUCUCCGACCAUUGAUCAUCAUCACCAAAAGUUCAGAUCGCCUUGAAGCAGCUCAGUAAGCGUCUCCGAGCUCCUGAAUCGCACGAAUUUUAUCCGCAAUAUCCAUUUACAUUUGGAUCCCCCCCCCCCCCCCCCUCCAAAUUUGUUGCUUUUCCGAUCCUUGUGAUUGUUGGUGGAUCUGAUCGAAUUGCUUUUCUCUCUCUCUGUUUGAGAUUUAUACGAUUAGAACAUAGAAAUGGAGGGAACAGCGUUCACUCCCGCAUUGGAAGGAAUACAGCAUGUGAAGCUUGAGGAAGGGGACAUGCUAACCACUCCUUUCUUGGAAGUCUGCAAGCACAUACUGCCUGUAAUAGAUAAGUUUGGAGCUUCUAUGAUCCUUGUUAAAUCUGAUAUUGGAGGAAACAUAUCGAGAUUGGAAUCUAAACAUUCGUCAAAUCCAUCCGACUUCAACCACUUGUAUAACAUGGUGAGAGCAGAGGUUGAAGCUAAAACAGCAAAAGCAUCAUCCAGUUGCACCAAUGGACUUCUUUGGUUGACAAGAGCAAUGGAUUUCUUGGUGGCUUUGUUUCACAACUUACUUGAGCACAAGGAUUGGACAAUGUCACAGGCCUGUACAGAUGCCUAUGGAAAGACCCUGAAGAAAUGGCAUGGCUGGCUUGCUAGUUCAAGUUUCACUGUUGCAAUGAAACUUGCUCCAGAUAGAAAGAAGUUCAUGGAGGUGCUAGGGGGCAGUGGUGAUAUUUAUGCUGACAUAGAGAAAUUUUGCACAAGUUUUUCCCCUCUUCUUGAAGAGAAUCACAAGUUUCUGGCUAGUGUUGGCUUGGACGAUCUGAAGGCUUCAUGAGGAAAAUGUCUCUGGAUGAGUGGCUCUUGCUUCAGGCUACCCUGUCUUGUUUACCAUCCUUUUCGUUUAGUUUUGAGUGUUGGAUAAUUUGUCUUGGGUUCUAAAGUUUGACUUCAUAAA